Molecule: messenger RNA, 7740 nt
Organism: Iphiclides podalirius (scarce swallowtail)
Lineage: Eukaryota; Metazoa; Arthropoda; Insecta; Lepidoptera; Papilionidae
Source: the annotation of a GenBank genome assembly
AUGGCGAGUGGCGAUAGAAACCGGCCGUUGCCACCCAAGCGGGGGAGGGUUCAAUCUCGGUUCGUGCCGUUGCCGGCGCGGAGGCAGCCGGCCCCACGCCACCUGCCGCGCGCUGGCUUACCCCACGAGCUGGAUGAGGACAGCGCUCUACUGAGAGCGGAACGCAACUUUUACCCUGAGGGCGAGGGUGAGGGGAGCUGCAGUGAGUUUCCACCGCUGAUGCUUAACAAGUCAUGGACGAGGGGCGUGCCAUAUAGGGACUCGCUCGAUCACGCCAGACCCUCGGAUUCAAUAGGCAAUUGCUACGCGCCAGCAACUAAGACAAUGCGCCUCGUAAACAUGCCACCCAAGAAGCGUCCGCCCCCCAAAUUGUAUGGACCUCUUGGGCCGAACGGCGAGCUGCAGUUCCCACCUCUUAAGCCUUGGGCUGAGAGGGAGAAAGAAAGAUUGGCAGCGAUAAAGAAGGAGCAGGACAAGAAGAAAUUGCCCAAGGGACUUGUACUCUUAGAGGACCUGGUAUCGGGAGCAUACGAAAGAAGGAAGGCAGCGGCAGCGGAAGCGAAGAAGAGACGAAUGGAAAAGAAGCAGCAAGAAAAACAGGCUGCGGAAUUAGCAGCACAGGAGGCGUUGAAGAAGCACUUAGCCAGAUUAUCGUUCGAAACUCCGCGGAGUCCUGACGAGCAGAAAGCGGAGAUGUUGAAGAUCACCGAGGAGGAGCAUUACAGAUAUAUUCAUCCCAAGGACUUGGAGAGGAUACAGUACUACAUGACCACCUCGCUUACCGAUAAGCACAUACCGGAGUUCCCGCUAGCGCUGUACAAACGGGCCAAAGCGCAGGUGGACAAGCAGACGGAGGCAAUAAAGAGGAAUCUUAUGGUCCUCAUCUAUCAGGCGUGCGUCAGGCAGUGCGAGAAUGAAAUCCGGGAAUCAUUUGUAUCGGCGAUGAAAAGGUGUGUCCUGACGUACGUUCUGGAGGAUCCGAGCGAGAGGGCGCGUCUCUCCAUCUCGCACGUUCCGCCGCCGUGGCCGGCGCUGGUGGUGCGCGCGCCGGCGCCGUGGAGGGGCGGCGCGGUGAGGGCCCGUCACGCGCUCCACUACCGCCUCGCGCACGGGAACCCAGUGCUGGUCGAGCUGCGCCGCCUGUGGCACGAACGAUACCAGAGCAUGUAUAUCUGCGACAUGGAGAAGAUGCAGGAGGGGCUGCCGUUCCCGCAGUACCCCUCGGACUUCACGGAGCGCCUUCAGAAGCUGUGCGCCGCCACCAAGGCCGAGCUGACGGAGAACUGGCUGAUCGACGUCGCGGACACGAUGGUGAAGAUGAGGGAGCACUGGUCGGUCUACGUCGCGAAGCAGAGGAACUCGUCCACCUUUCAAGUGGAGAAGUUUUUCAGGUUCAGUGUCGAGGAAGGUAACGACUACGGAGAGGAGUACCAGGACUACAUGUUUAUCAAGAACCCGCUGCUGCGCAUAAAGGUGAUCGCAACCCCUGGCACCACCAGCAUCACCUUCGAGCCGAGCUUCGAUCAGAUGAGGGUGCUCAUCAUCAAGUGGUUCCAUACGAUCAUCAAUGUGAACAGCCAACUGCCGAGCGUAGACAGCAUAAUGUACCCAAACGUUACUCGUCCAAGACCCCACUUGUUGCCCGUGCACCCCGACGAGCCGUACAUGGUCGACAUCAUCGACCGAACCGUCGAGCAUUUCAAAGUGAACCGCCCCGGGCCCCUCAGCUUCCUCAACCGCUAUAAGGAGUAUUACCACUUGCUGGACGGCACCGCCCACCAGAUGCUGUUGCAGUUCUUCGCUCAAGAACCACCGCCGUUUCUUAAGGACUUCUCGGCUCGCAUCCACGAGUACGAGGCGCUUCGCGACGAGGUGUUGUUCCUGCGGCGGGACAUCCCCCUGAACAUGGUGAUGCUGGACUGCGGCCCCAUCAACGACACCCUGUGGGGCGUCGUGGACGGUCUGCGCCAGUACAUCGUGGACCACUUCAUCACCGAGAACCGGAAGUGGAACAGAUCCAUCUGCAACGUGUACGAGGACAUGGCCGCGCGCGCCUCCGAGAGCCCGGAGAGCACGGCGCAGCUGGUGGCCUUGCUCGCGUACGUGCUGGACUGCCGCGACUGCGCGCUCUUCGACCUUCGCGAGAGGGCGCGCACCGCCGCCGAGUACCUGCUCUUCCUCAUGCAGCACGCCCAUCUCCCCUUUGAAGACAUUAAUCUCAACACACGCGUGUUCCUCUGGCCUCUGGACAUGGAGGAGACCCUCGAUUUAACAAUAAAGACACUAAACACCAAGAAGACAAUGGCAGAGGAUAAGCUGAGAAGCAAAAAGGCCAUCUUCGAGGAUAAAUUGAAACGGCACGAAAAGGAGUUGGAACUGUUCAGGAGAUUCGAUCCGCCCCUUUUGAACCUGGACCUGUUGAAAGAGGUGGUCGCGAAGGUUGAUGAGAUCUUCAAAAACUUGAUGGACGACAAGCGUGAGGCGGAUGAUAUUAUUAACGAGGAGACGUUACUAGAUCAAGAGGUGUCGGCCUAUUACAGUCUGCAAACGAUGCUGACUGGCAUCGAACCCUUCCACAAACUUUGGCACACGGCCUACGACUUCUACGAUGGAUACGAGAAAUGGUAUCACGGUCCGUUCCUCGGGCUGGACGCCGAGCAGAUAUCGACGGACGUGGAGGCGUGGUGGAAGCUGCUGUACAAGCUGGGCAAGCAGCUGUUCGAGUACCCUGGGGCCAAGAGGAUCGCCGACAUGGUGCGCAACAAGGUGGAGAAGUUCAAGGUGCUGCUGCCGGUGCUGUGCGCCAUCUGCAACAGGGGCAUGCGCGAUAGGCACUGGGCGCAAAUAAGCGGUCUGGUCGGCGCCGAAGUGGUGCACGCCCCUGGCACCACUCUCGCCGACAUGGUCGAGCAGGGGGUGCACGUGUUCGCCCCCCAGCUGGAGGAGAUCGAGCAGCACGCCGCCAAGGAGCACUCGCUGGAGAUGGCGCUCGUCAAGAUGAAGGAGGAGUGGGUCGGGGUCAAGUUCGAGGUCAUGCCGUACAGGGAUACCGGCGUGGGUGUACUGACCGGCCUCGACGACAUCCAGCAACUGCUGGACGACCACAUCCUGAAGUCGCAGACAAUGCGCGGAUCUCCCUACGUCAAGGCCUUCGAAGCCGACAUGGCCGCGUGGGAGGAGAAGUUGAUCAGCAUGCAAGACAUAUUGGACCAGUGGCUGCAGUGCCAAGCCACCUGGAUGUAUUUGGAGCCAAUCUUCUCCUCCGAGGACAUCAUGAGGCAGAUGCCCACCGAGGCGCGCAACUUCCGCGACGUGGACAAGGAAUGGCGCGUCAUCAUGCAAGCCACCCAGAAGCAGCCGCUGGUGCUCACCGCGACCGACUUCCCCUCGCUUUUGAAGAAGUUGAAGUACAACAACGUCCUGUUGGAUGAUAUACAGAGGGGAUUGAACGAUUAUUUGGAGAAGAAGAGACUAUUCUUCCCAAGAUUCUUCUUCUUAUCCAACGAUGAGUUGCUGGAGAUUCUGUCCGAGACGAAGGAUCCGAUGAGAGUUCAACCCCAUCUCAAGAAAUGCUUCGAGGGCAUUUACACGCUUGAAUUCAAUGCGGCCGACGAAAUCGUCGGCAUGGCGUCGUCUGAGGGCGAGGUUGUGAAGUUGUCCUCCACUAUACAGCCAGCUGAUGCCAAGGGUAUGGUGGAGCGUUGGCUGCAGCAGCUGGAGCAGCAGAUGAUGGUGAGCCUGCGGGACGUCGCUGCCGAGGCGGUGGCCGCUUAUGCGGGCGUGCCGCGCGAGGAGUGGGUCCUCAGUUGGCCCGGACAGAUCGUGCAGGCCGGCUCUUGCGUGCAAUACACCGUGGAGGUCAUAGAAGCGAUACAGUCAUCAAGCCUGCCGCAGCUUAUAGACCGCUGUACUCAGCAAAUAAACGGACUGGUGUACCUCGUGCAAGGCGAUCUGGAUCCCGGGAACCGCAUCACGGUCGAGGCACUCAUUGUCAUCGAUGUGCAUGGACGUUCGAUCCUCGAGGAGAUGGUGCAGAAGGGGGUGGCCGACAUCACCGACUUCAACUGGAUCUCGCAGCUGCGCUACUACUGGCGCGGCGAGCGGAUGCUCUGCUGCAUGAUCACCACCGACGUGGAGUACGGCUUCGAGUACUUGGGCAACACGGGCCGGCUCGUCGCCACGCCGCUCACCGACCGCUGCUACAGGACGCUUAUGAGCGCCCUGAAGCUGAACCUGGGCGGGGCGCCCGAGGGUCCAGCCGGCACCGGCAAGACGGAGACCACCAAAGACCUGGCCAAGGCCGUGGCCAAGAAGUGCGUCGUCUUCAACUGCUCCGACGGGCUCGAUUACAAGGCGCUGGGCAAGUUCUUUAAGGGCUUGGCCCAAUCGGGCGCUUGGGCGUGCUUCGACGAAUUCAACCGGAUAGAGCUGGAGGUGCUGUCUGUGGUCGCGCAGCAGAUCCUCUCCAUCCAGCUUGCGAUCCUGCGGAGGGAGAAGCGUUUCGUCUUCGAGGGCACGGAGAUCAGCCUUAACCCGACCUGCUCCGUUUUCAUCACCAUGAAUCCGGGAUACGCCGGUCGCACGGAACUGCCGGACAAUCUGAAGGUGCUGUUCAGGACGGUCGCCAUGAUGGUUCCCGACUACGCGAUGAUCGGCGAGAUCACGCUCUACUCCAACGGAUUCGUGAACGCUGGACCGUUAGCGCGCAAGAUCGUGCAAGCGUACAAACUAUGCUCGGAGCAGCUGUCUUCCCAGAACCACUACGACUACGGCAUGCGAGCGGUCAAGUCCGUUCUUCUGGCGUCUGGUGCCCUCAAGAAGAACUAUCCAGAACGUGAUGAAGCCCAGCUGGUGCUCCGUGCCAUCAUCGACGUCAACAUGCCCAAGUUCCUCUCUCAAGACGUGCCUCUGUUCACCGGGAUCUAUUCGGACCUGUUCCCGGGCGUGGAGAUCCCGCAGCCCGACCGCGCGGAACUCCUCGGCUGCAUCAACAAGGAGCUGGACAAGCGCAACCUGCAGGCCACCGAUUGGUACCUCGAGAAGAUCAUUCAGAUAUACGAGAUGAUGCUCGUGCGGCACGGCUUCAUGAUAGUGGGCCCCCCGAUGGGCGGGAAGACGCAGGCGUACCAGACGCUGGCGGAGUCGCUGCGCGCGCUGCAGCUGAUGAAGCCGCCGCCACGGCACAAGGAGUUCGGCGCCAUCUACCGCAUCCUCAACCCGAAGGCGAUCACCAUGGGCCAGCUCUACGGCUGCUUCGACCCCGCCUCGCACGAAUGGUCAGACGGCGUACUAGCGAUAGCGUUCCGCGAGUACGCGAUGUCGAUGACUCGCGACCGAAAGUGGAUACUCUUCGACGGGCCGGUCGACGCCGUCUGGAUAGAGAACAUGAACACAGUCCUCGACGACAACAAGAAGCUCUGCCUAAUGAGCGGCGAGAUCAUACAGAUGACGAACAAGAUGAAUCUGAUCUUUGAGGCUGCGGACUUGGAGUUUGCGUCACCCGCCACGGUGUCCCGCUGCGGCAUGAUCUACAUGGAGCCCGAACAGCUAGGCUGGCGUGCCUUCUUGGCUUCGUAUAACACACACUUGAGCAAGAAACUGAUCCCAGAACAGUUCGACCUCAUCCAAGAGUUGAUCGACUGGCUCGUGCCGCCCAUCUUCGAGUUCCUAACGCAGCGCUGUAACCAGUUUGUCAAAGUGGGGGAGAUUCAUCAGUUUUAUACUCAAGACAUAAUAAUGUCGAAAGUGGAUCGGAGGCGCAAAGGAGUAUUUGGGCCCUCAAUGGGCAAAAAGUGUGUUUUAUUCGUGGAUGACUUGAGCAUGCCACAGAAGGAACAGUAUGGCGCACAGCCGCCUCUGGAAUUGCUGAGGCAGUGGAUCGACCACGCGAUGCUGCCGCCUGGCGGUGGCUCCAAUCUGAUAACAGCGCGGCUCACGCGCCACAUGCUGCUGGUGACCCUGGACUCCUUCGAAGACAACACGCUGAACAAGAUCUUCUGCACCAUCAUGGACUGGCAUUUGAGCAAAGGUUUCGCGGAUUCCCUGGUUCGUCAGGGCAAGGCCGUUGUCUCAGCCACCAUGGAGGUGUACAAAGCGGUGACCGUUCAAUUCCUGCCGACCCCCAGCAAGUGUCACUAUCUCUUUAACCUCCGCGACUUCGCAAGGGUGAUCCGGGGCGUACUCUUGGUGCCCUCCACGCAUUUGAAGGAGCUGCCCAAACUUGUGCUGCUCUGGAUACACGAGAUCUAUCGCGUCUUCUACGACCGCCUAACGGACGAUACCGACAGGGGGCGUUUGUACCAGAUAGUUUACAAGUCCGUGUACAGCAACUACCGUGUGCAUAUGGACCAAGUGCUGACAGAGCUUGGCUACGUUCCUGAGGGGGAGAAAUGCGGGGACAGACACGUGAACAACAUAUUCUUUGGCAACUACAUGGAGCCCGACGCCGAUCCGAAGAUUUACGACCAGGUCAUGGACCUAGAUGACAUGGCGGUGAAAAUGGAGUACUACCUUGAAGAGUAUAACGUCGUUUCUUCAUCACCGAUGUCGCUGGUGAUGUUCCGCUAUGCGCUCGAGCACAUCUCCAGGUGCACCAGGGUGCUGCUGCAGGACAAUGGCAACUUACUGCUUGUCGGUGUGGGCGGUAGCGGUAGAAGCAGCGCCGUGAAACUUGCCGCCAGCAUAUUGGAGAUGAACGUUUUUCAGAUCGAAAUAUCCCGGGUGUACGGGCAGACGGAGUGGCGUGACGACAUACGCAGGAUGCUCAUGAAGGCCGGCAUCAUCGGCAAGCCGCUGGUGUUCCUGUUCGCCGACAAUCAGGCAAGUAUGGUCGAAGACAUAAAUAUGUUGCUGAACACCGGCGACAUACCCAAUCUCUACAACAUGGACGAUAAGGUCGAGAUCCUGGACAAGAUGCAGGCGGCCGUCAGGGAUACUGGCAGAAAAAUCGAGACCACACCACUCGCCAUGUUCGGGUUCUACGUGGAGCGCGUUAAGGCGAACCAGCGCAUAGUGCUGGCCAUGUCGCCCAUCGGCGACUCGUUCAGGAACCGCCUGAGGAUGUUCCCGUCCCUUAUCAACUGCUGCACCAUCGACUGGUUCACCGCGUGGCCGCCCGAGGCCCUGGAGCGGGUGGCGUCCAUGUUCGUGAGCCGCAUGAGCGACGUGGGCAAGCAGCUGCGAGACGCGUGCGUCUCCAUCUGCCAGCUGUUCCACAUGAGCGUCGUACAGCUCAGCGACAGGUUUUACACGGAGCAACGUAGAAAGGUCUACGUCACACCAACGAGUUACCUGGAGCUUAUUAAGGCCUUCCAGAAUCUUUACGCCUUAAAAGUAGAUCAAAUAACUAAAUCCAGGAUUCGGUACGAAAUGGGCCUCGAGCAGUUGGAGUUCGCCUCUGGGCAGGUGGCGGUGAUGCAGCAGCAGCUGAUAGACCUGCAGCCGCAGCUGGUGGACACCUCAGACCGGACCGAGAAGCUCAUGAUCAAGAUUGAACAGGACACGGUUGUCGUGGAAAAGCAGAAGGAGAUAGUGGGGGCAGACGAGGCGCUGGCGAACGAGGCGGCCGCGGCCGCCCAGGCCAUUAAGGACGACUGCGAGUCAGACCUCGCCGAGGCGGUUCCAGCACUGGAGGCGGCCCUGUCGGCCCUGAACACCCUCAAGCCGGCGGACAUCACCCUGGUCAAGGCGAUGAAGAACCCCCCGCAGGAGUCAAGCUGGUCAUGGAGGCGGUCUGCGUCA